AUGUCCUAUAAUCAAUCACAAAGGUCUUCUUAUCAGGCCAGUCGGUCUUCUGAUGAAGACCCCCAAUUCUUGACAAGCGACGAUAAUCAAGAUGUCGUGAACCCGUUUGAAGACUCUUCAAGUCAGAUCCAUGCCAGAGGCCGGCCUUUUUCUUUAGGGAAUAAUGGAAUUUCACGUCUUCCUCAAUUAAUAAUCGAAAAUCACUCAUCACUACCGCAAAAUGAAAACCAAUUAGAUUAUGACGAACCUCAGAGUGCCCGUUCAUUUGAUCAAGAUGAUGAUCAAGAAAGUAGGUUUGCCUACGUAAACUACCCUGUCGCUUCCAAUCUCGACACCAACAAUAACAAAACCGACAAUUCCGACGGAUUGAAUAUUAAUAGACAUGACUCGUUACUUGUAGACUUGGUCGAUGAUAAUAGAGUCUUGAAAGAAGCUUUAGGAACAAAAUCGUCUGCUGGUUUAUGGUUACCACUAAAUAAAGGGAGUAUCACACAGCCACGGGAGAAGUCUCUUCACAUAGGGAUUCCUCAUUCGCCUGGGCCACAAAUGGUGGUGGAAGAUUUUGAUAAUGAUAGUAUAGACGACCAACCUCGUGGAGGGAUCAAAUUACAGAAUUUGCCCAUUAAGGCCUCAAAGGAUGAUCCAAGUCUUGAAUACUUAUCACCACGUUAUCCAUCGCAUUUCCGCGCAUCUACUUCAGAAGCCUCCUUCACUAGCAACCUUGAAGAUGGAGUAUUGCCUCCAAACUAUUAUCUAAAUACCAGUUCACAGAGCGUGAAUUCGGGAAAUAGCGAACUUAAAAGACGGCUUACCACCGCCGUCAGCAAAUUCUCAUCGCGUAUUGUUCAUGGGGAAGAUACCGACCUUAGUACAAGAAGAUUAUCUCAAAUAAAUAACCCUUCAAAUAUAUCGAUUUUGAAUGAUGAGAAUGGGGAUGGUGACUUGCGCAAGGAGCCCGAGAAUGAAAUCGAAAGUCCAAUCGAGCAACCAAAUGGAGAUACCAGCUUCUACUCAUUGCCUGAAGAUCGCAAUGAUCUGAGACCAACUCUUGUCACAGAAACUAUUUCAAUACCUCAGAUGUACGACAUACAACCGCAAAAACCAAAUUUCAUUCCGGUGACCUCAGAGAUAACCAGUAUUUCAGCACAAGCUUCCCGAAAUUAUGACAUGGACCCCGAUGACUCUUUAUUUUUAAGAGAUCCAAGCUCAAGCACUUAUAACAAGAAUCUUGGCCUUUAUGGUCACUCUCUCAUGAUCUUUGGGCCUUAUAAUGCUCUAAGAGUUUCCAUUGCCAAAACUCUUGAAGUGAUACCCGCGUUUUUUUUCCUUAUUAUUUAUAUUGUUCAUGCUGUGGUGCUUGCUUAUCAAUCUUGGAACCCCCCAAUUACAAAUACUUACUUCUACACAAGAAAAUUCGAAUCGGUUGAUUUGAUCAUUUUAGUAAUUAAUGUGAUUUUUACCCUUGAGAUUCUGGCGAAAAUAAUAAGUUUUGGUCUCUACGACGAUUCGGGAUUUUACAAAGAAUUUAACUUGGAAAAAAAAGAAAGCACCUUGGAUAAGUUGAUCAAGAAAAUCAAAUUCUUGUUUCAAAGCAAAAAUACUAUUGUACAAGAAGAAAUUCAAGAAGCAAAGCUCAAGCACAGUUUCACUUUAAGGUCUCAUGUUAUUCUUAGUAAAUCGGAUAUCGAAAACCUUAAAGAUCCUUUUCUACGAAAUAACUGGAAUGUAAUUGAUCUUAUAUCAUGCGUUGGUUUCUGGAUUUUCUUUCUAUUGACGGUGGCUAAUGCAGACACCAGUAAUGAACUUUUGAUUUUCCAUACUAUUUCAUGCUGGAGAAUCUUUCGUCUAACUCGUCUUACUGAAGGUACAUUCACAAUUAUCCGCUCUCUUAGACAUGCCUUUCCACAGCUUGCAAAUAUCUGCCUCUUUAUUAUUUAUUUUUGGGUUAUCUUAUCUAUUGCUGGUGUUCAAACUUUCAAAUCAUCAUUAAGCCGUCAGUGUGUCUAUACCGAUAUAUCAGACCCUUCAAAUUCCUAUAAUAGUCUUGAUAAUUUCCAGUUUUGCGGAGGAUGGCUUGACGCAGAUACUGGUGAUCCAAAGCCCUAUUUAUAUGCCGACGGUAGUUCUCUGAAAUAUACUAAAGGGUUCUAUUGUCCACGAUAUUCUCGUUGUAUAGUGGGUGACAAUCCUUACAACGGAACCGUGAGCUUUGACAAUUUUUUACAUUCAUUAGAGUUGGUCUAUGUUGUUAUGUCAAUGAAUACUUUCACUGAUUUGAUGUAUUAUACUAUGGACGCUGAGAAUAUGGCUGCUCUGAUUUUCUUCAUUGUUUCAAUUUUCAUAAUGAGUAUUUGGUUAAUGAAUAUUUUUGUGGCGGUAAUUGUGCUGUCUUUCAAGAUUACUUCAGAAAUGGACGGUCCAAAACAAGAUAGGAAAAAAACUGGUGGCUUUCUCAACUUUUGGUUUAAUACCGACCUUCGAAAUAAAGGAAUGCCCUAUAAUAUCACUCUGAAAUUGCAGAAAUAUUAUCAUUUUGAGAUUGUUUGGGUGACUGUGAUUGUUGUUGACAUUGUGGCUCAAUCUUUUCGGAGCGCCAAUGCUUCAGCCAGAAAGAUUAAUGUUAUUAAUAAUAUUGAAAUGGGGGUGACUUAUGUUUUAUUUUUCGAAAUUAUCAUGAGGUUUAUUGUGUUUUUACCGCACUGGAGACAUUUCUUUUGUUUUAAAAAGAACCAAUUUGAUCUUUUUUUGGCAAUCGUCACAUCCGUUAUCGUGGUUCCUCCUAUAAGAGAAUCUCUUGGUCAAGUUUACAAUUGGUUAACUAUUUUCCAACUUGCCAGAUUUUAUAGAGUUGUCGCAUCGGCCCGUUUAGUUAGAGACUUGUGGUUAGAUGUUAUUGGUAAUGUGAAGACCAUCUUCAACAUGACAUUGUUCUAUUUCUUGUCAUUAUUCCUUUACAGUAUUAUCACCAGUUUUUAUUUUGAAGGGGUGAUUGAUAAUGCAACAAUGCAAGACCAAGGAUACCAAUUUGCGCUUAAUACUUUGCCAAAUACUUUUCUUGGGCUUUAUGUGAUUACCUCAACAGAAAAUUGGACGCAAAUUCUUUAUAUUAUUCAAGGGUAUGGCCCAAGUUCGUUUAGCAGAGCCUUUGGAGCUAUUAUAUUGAUUGGCUGGUUUAUUUUUUCCAAUAGUAUCUUAUUAAAUAUUUUCAUUGCCGUUAUUGCCGAAAAUUUGGAAGUUGGAGAAAAUGAAAAAAAGAGGCAUCAGGUAAGAACAUUUAUCAGAAGCUUGGCUGCAGAUUUAUAUAAAAAAGAAGAGGACUUCUUGGAUAAUCUUAAGAAAGGGUUGCGUUGGAAAGGAAAUGGUAACAAUAACAAUUUAAAGAAAAAGCAAGCCGCUGACGUGAAUCAGCUUUUUGGUCUUUUAAUGUCAGGUACCCUUGUUGAUUCUUUUCUUGAGGAUGAAGUAAAACAGACAGAAUUAGCGGGGAAGCAAAGACAGAAUAGCGCCCAGCAACAAUUUAUAUUUAACAAUAUAGUAUGGAAAAAAGCAAUGGCAUUUUGGGAAAGAUCAACCAGAUUCUACACCGACAAUCCAUUCUAUGCAAAAAGACAAGAGGACAUAGAAAAUAGCAUUAAUCCAAACGUUCUUGCUAAAAACAUCCUCAUGGAAGAUAAAAUUAUGGCAGCACGUCAGCGCACUUAUCUUGAGAAAAAUCCAAGUUUUAACAUGGUGUUGUACGUUUUUGCCCCAGAGAACCGCUUACGUCGCUUUUGCCAAAUGUUUGUUAAUCCAGCUGUGGGUGAAAGAAUUGGUGGCAGACCUCCAGAGAAAAGGCUUCGUGAAAUUUUUAAUGCCAUCAUGCUUAUAGGGACGGUGUGUAUCGUGGUUCUUGCUUGUUAUGCCACUCCAUUGUACACUCAUGCCCAUAACACCAGCGAUAAGACUUGGUUUUGGACUUUGUACAGUGAUUUAGCAUUUGCAUUACUUUUCUUGAUCGAGGCUAUUAUCAAAAUUAUUGCCGAUGGUUUCAUUUAUACCCCAAAUGCUAUGCUUCGCUCAUCUUGGAAUGUCCUAGAUUUAUUGGUGCUUGUCACUCUAUGGUUGAACUUGAUCUUGUCGGUGCGUGGUAUUGGCGACUCAUCGAGAAUUGUCAGAGGUUUCAAGGCCCUUAGGGCUCUCAGACUUUUAACUAUUAGCAGCACUGCAAAAAAGACUUUCCAUAGAAUUAUUAUUGCUGGGUUCGGUAAAAUUCUUGGUGCGGCUGCUGUGUCUUUUUGCUUGUUGCUUCCUUUCUCCAUCUGGGGUCUCAAUAUAUUCAAUGGAAGAUUGUCGUCUUGUAACGAUCUGGUAUCAACACAAGCACAAUGUUAUGGUGAAUAUUCAAACCAGGUUUUUAAUUGGGAUGUCGUUUCCCCAAGAGUUUACGAGCCCCCUUACCUCUACUUUGAUUCCUUCCCACAUUCUUUCUCUUCCCUUUUCCAAGUUUCUUCCCUUGAAGGUUGGGUGGAUCUUUUGGGGUAUGUGACUCAGAGCACUGGUAUUGGAACACCUCCUUCACUAUAUGCUCAACCAUAUAAUGCAAUUUUCAUCGUGGUUUACAUGUUUCUUGCUAUGAUCUUCAUUUUGAAUUUGUUUGUUUCUGUCAUUAUUAGUAAUUAUGCACGAACUUCGGGAAAUGCUUACUUGACAAGUGAGCAAAAAUCGUGGAAUGAGGUUGAAAAAUUGCUACGUCAAGUCACCCCAUCAAUUCGUCCAAAAAAAGAAUUAUUGGGCCCAUUCAAAUUGGCAGUUUAUAAUCUUGUCAUUGACAAAAACAAGUUUUGGCAAUUGACAUAUGAUAUUUUUUUGGCAAUCCAAUUGGCAAUGUUGUUGAUGGAAGAUUCAAAAAACAGUGUGGCCCUCGAGUUGUUUAGACAAGUGAUGUUUUUAGUCACGGCUACAUUCUUCUUUACUAAUAGUGCAUUGAGGCAAUAUGUCAAAGGUUUUCCAGACUUUAAAAAUAGGUGGGAUGCCUUCCAAUUGUUUGUGUCAGGAUUUGCCGGGGUUUUCCAAAUUAUUGUUUUGUCAACCUUUGAAACAAAAACAAAUAUAAUUUCUAAUAUUUCGAAAGCAUUCUGCCUUUUGAUAUUGAUAUUUAUUAUCCAAAGAAGUAACCGUCUUAGUUUAUUGUUGAGAUUUGCAUCAGCCAGUGUUCCAUCGUUAUUAUCUUUGCUUUUUACCUGGUUUGUUCUAUUUUUGGCUUAUGCUAUCGCCCUUAACCAGAUUUUUGGAAUGGCUAAAAUAGGGUCAAGUGGCAGUGGGAACAUGAAUGUUCGUACCGUCACCAAGUCGUUGCUACUUCUUUUCAAAAUGAGUUUUGGUGAAGGAUGGAAUGACAUCAUGAAUGAUUAUUACGUGGACGCUCCAUAUUGUACAACGACAGAUGAAUAUAGUGACUGUGGGAAUAUCGUGUACGCGCAUAUUCUUUUCAUUAGUUGGAAUGUUAUAUCUAUGUUCAUCUUCUUGAAUUUGUUUAUUUCAUUGGUGGUUGAGAACUUUAGUUAUGUGUACCAUCGUACUGGUCCUUGUUCAUUGAUCACUCGUCAAGAAAUUAGAAAGUUCAAGCAAGUUUGGAUGAAAUUUGACCCGGAUGCCACGGGAUUCAUUCGCCCAGGAGAUUUUUACGUUUUCUUGCAUAGUCUCAAUGGGGUUUUGUCAUUUAAAUUAUACGAUGGUCGUUUAUCCAUCAAGAAUCUUAGUGAGAAUUGGUUCACCAAGGCAGAAGAAUACACUAGUGAUGGACGGGAAGACCCAUACGCUUGGGAUAUCGAUUUCCGAGCCAUGGCGACUACUUUGGACUCGAUUGAUGUUAAGAAAGUCAGACACCGUAAAGUUCAAUUUGAAAGGUUUGUGGAAGAAGCCAUCUACGAUAUGGAAAUUAAUGGCUAUCCCGGGAUUUCAUUCACAAAGGUCUUGAGACAAAUCCCAUUAUAUACCCAGUUUCAGGACGGUGCUUGUCUAAGUUUGAAGAAAUUUUUAGAACGCCACUUAUUAUUGAAUGAACUAGAUAAAAGAAUUGCCAAAAAGAAGAGAUACUACGCCAGAAAAACUUUUAUAGAGCGCUGGAGAUUUUUGAGAUACUGGAAUGCUAAAAGAGCCAGAGAAAAAGAAAAUAUUUGA
Messenger RNA from Saccharomycopsis crataegensis, 6159 nucleotides. RefSeq names its product calcium channel protein CCH1 (gene CCH1). The transcript has a single exon. Gene Ontology annotation, biological process: calcium ion import across plasma membrane. The record is from RefSeq and is a predicted model, not a curated record. Gene Ontology annotation, cellular component: membrane; voltage-gated calcium channel complex. Gene Ontology annotation, molecular function: calcium ion binding; high voltage-gated calcium channel activity. NCBI's taxonomy places the organism in Eukaryota, Fungi, Ascomycota, Saccharomycetes, Ascoideales, Saccharomycopsidaceae. The coding region runs from base 1 to 6159 and encodes 2052 amino acids.